Messenger RNA from Musca vetustissima, 971 nucleotides. It is a transcript of the gene Pp4-19C, whose product is annotated as serine/threonine-protein phosphatase 4 catalytic subunit. Bases 40 to 963 code for a protein of 307 amino acids. Gene Ontology annotation, biological process: double-strand break repair via homologous recombination; peptidyl-serine dephosphorylation. The transcript is spliced from 2 exons. Gene Ontology annotation, cellular component: nucleus; cytoplasm. The record is from RefSeq and is a predicted model, not a curated record. Gene Ontology annotation, molecular function: protein serine/threonine phosphatase activity. Lineage: Eukaryota; Metazoa; Arthropoda; Insecta; Diptera; Muscidae.
CGCUCGCAGCCAACCAACCAACCCUGACAGACUGACACUAUGACUGAUUACAGUGAUUUGGAUCGGCAAAUUGAGCAGCUCAAACGCUGUGAAAUAAUCAAAGAGAAUGAAGUGAAAGCCUUGUGUGCCAAGGCCCGUGAGAUCCUUGUCGAGGAGGGUAAUGUUCAACGUGUCGAUUCACCGGUAACCGUGUGCGGUGACAUUCAUGGUCAGUUCUAUGACCUCAAGGAGCUGUUUAAAGUUGGCGGAGAUGUUCCAGAGAAAAAUUAUCUCUUUAUGGGAGAUUUUGUCGAUCGCGGUUACUAUAGUGUGGAGACAUUUCUUCUGCUCCUCGCACUCAAGGUACGUUAUCCCGAUCGCAUCACAUUGAUUCGAGGUAAUCAUGAAUCUCGUCAAAUUACCCAAGUCUAUGGUUUCUAUGAUGAAUGUCUACGAAAAUAUGGUUCGACGGCUGUGUGGCGUUACUGCACCGAAAUCUUUGAUUAUCUAUCGCUAUCGGCCAUCAUUGAUGGUAAAAUCUUUUGUGUCCACGGUGGCCUAUCACCAUCCAUACAGUAUUUAGAUCAAAUUCGUACCAUAGAUCGUAAACAGGAAGUGCCGCAUGAUGGUCCUAUGUGUGAUUUGUUGUGGUCCGAUCCAGAGGAUCAAACCGGUUGGGGUGUAUCACCUCGUGGAGCGGGAUAUUUAUUUGGAGCUGAUGUUGUUAUGCAAUUUACCCGUACCAAUGACAUCGAUAUGAUAUGUCGUGCCCAUCAGCUGGUUAUGGAGGGUUUCAAGUGGCAUUUCGGAGAAGCUGUACUCACGGUGUGGUCGGCACCGAAUUACUGUUAUAGAUGUGGCAAUGUGGCAGCUAUAUUGGAACUAAACGAGUACCUGCAUCGUGAUUUUGUUAUAUUCGAAGCAGCACCACAAGAAAGUCGAGGUAUACCCUCGAAAAAGCCUCAAGCCGAUUAUUUCCUUUAAAAGUAAAA